GCUCUACCACUCCACUAUUCUUCUCGACCUUUGUGCAGUAGGCCAAGAGGCUUUGAGGUCGUGUUUACAUGUGAUUCAUCUAGGCGAGAAACCGAAUAUCGAAACGUAAGGUGCCACGAUCUCCGUGUGAUGAGUGCAUACGAAUAUACACGUACAUGUACGUGUGCAUUAAAUUUACUCGGUUCUUCACACGAUUAUCACGAAAGGUUAAGAUGAAAAUAAUUGCUAACAAAUGCUAUGACUUACUGCACGCAGCCGUGACCUUUAAUCUAUGAGCUAAUUCAGGGUUUAAAACGAAGACGAUAUGACGACGUGGGUCUUUAUGUGGAUUUUCUUUUGAAUUCAAGCAACUAAAUAUUACAUCUUUUACGGUAUGCGAAAAUAGUUUUCCCAGAACAGUGAAUAAUUUCAAUGGGAAAAACUAACCGGUAAAGUUCAAAGUUUGGGGAGUAAUUAAAUGUAACAUUUAAACCAUGAGAAAACGAAAGAUAAAACAAAAACCCAAAAGAAACCCCACUUCCCAUUCUGAACGUUCGACCAACAUGGGAAAAAUUAACAUCGACUACGUGGCAUCCAGUAUAAAAAAAUAGGCCUAGUAGUUUAUUACAGCCUACACACUGGGCUCAAAAGAACUACUCGUGGCAACUGCUUUAAACCUGCUGGUGGACUCCCUUAACAACUGCAGGGUUACUUCAUAUAAAUGAAACCCGCGUGUCAAGUUGCACCAACUGACGUUGCCAUAUAGACGGGAAAAAAUCGAAAUUCGGUAAUCUUUUAUUUCUCCGUUCAUCGGCCAUAGUCAUCAGCAGUGACAGAAAUGAGAUAUCCAAUGGUGAGAAAGCCAGGACAGAGGAACGUUAGUAAAAAUUCUGUUUAGCCAGGAAACUAAUACUUACCCCCCAAAAAAAAACCCAAAGCAUGGAACUUAAGAUAUUCCGCUUUACAACACCUCACCCACAGAUGCUGUUUCUUGAUUAGCUGACAGCUGUCUCAUUACAUUUGCUGUUUCAGUUAUUUCGCUUUUUAAGCCAACGAAUUUACCCGCACCAACCAAACUACUACACCGGCGUAGUAGCCACAGCAGUAUACAUGUACCACAAUCAAAGAAACGCAUGGCCACCCAGCACUGUGCGCGUUUUGCGCAUUCACAAGUGUUGCGCUCUUGAGCUGGGUUUAAUUAUUUCGAGAAGAGGUACUUGAGAAAGUGUUAGUAAAACUUCUUAUUGAAAUAGACAUAUACCAUUGAUGUGUAUUUAUCUCAAAUCAACCAGUUAUAGUUGAAAAUAAGCAGAAUCUGUGGGGGACGUAAUACAUGCAUAAAAGAAAUACAUGUACAUGUAUUGACUGCUUUAUCUCGCCGUGUUGUAAAACCAGCCUCUCUUGGUGAUCAAUGAAGCAUUGUAUUCGCCCAAGAAGAAGCCUAGGGAAAAUAAAAUGUUCCACGGGUCACCUUCCGAAAUUAGUCUUACCUCGAAACAAUCAAAAUAUUUGUGAACUCAUGAUAUGCCCAGCAAAGCCACGACUUGUAGUUUUGAGUAUUUUGUCUUGAAGGGGGAUUUCACAAAUUAGAUUUUCAAUACACAAUAUCAAGCCUAUACCCCACGACACUAUGUUGUUUAAAAUUUUUGUAGGCCUACGCAUAGUUCGAUUACAAAAUAACAGAGGGACAUCCCUAAAACAUAAUGCUUUAUUCUCAUGGCCUCGUCAACAGUUAAAGAACAACUAAAUGCAUUCACCCUACUGCUUUGUCGUGUUUUGUAUUGUAAACUUGAGCUUGCGUCCAAAGUUCAACGGCAUAUCCUGAAAACGGACACGUAUCGUUUAAUUUGCCAAGUCCAUAAGCUUGGAAUCUGAAUUGGCAAGUGUAUUAUUUUGGAAGAUGACGAAGUAAAAACACAUCGUAAUCACUGUGCACUUGACAUACCAGGCCAGGUCACAGCGCAUGAGAAUCUGGCGGUACCGCUGUGUGCGUGUCACUGUUUGCGAGUGUGACUGAGAAUACACGCCAUCCAUUGUUGUGCAUUUAUGGAGUCAUCCAAUGCAGUGGUGUGAUGGCGCUCAACUAGAGGGUAUACGUAAACCGUCAGCCCCUUUUCCGAUUUCAAAGCAGUCCGCGUGUGGACCGGUGUCUUGUUAAUGCCGACGUUUUAAACUGGGACCGACACCGGCGUCAAAAGAUGGCCGACUUCAGGGAAGAUUGUGGCACGGCAUUUACAAACGCCGGGUUCGAUGGCGAUCGUUCCUGCUCAACCUCGUUACAUAUCCCAACUGCAUCUGAUGAAAAACUCAGCGUCCCACACAGCGGGUUUUCGGAUCAGUGGGCCUCGCCUGCGGGACCUGAGUCUAGCGUCGCCGACGGUCUGUCGCAACCGCGAUCCGAGCACCGUUCGUCCCAGGGACAGCAUGCUGAGCUGGAAAGCGAAGACGACUCCCUGCCCAGACCAUGUGGAUACUGCUGCUGGGUGCCGGCCUGCCUGCAGAGGGUGGCCUCGGGCCGGUUCUUCGUCUUGUUUCUCAGCAUGCUCUGUCUCACCGAGGCUGGCCUGACGGUGGGCUAUAUCAGCAGCGUGGUCACAAGCUUUGAACUUCAGUUCCGAUUCAGUAGCACACUUGCGGGCUUCGUGGUCAGCUGCUAUGAUAUCGGCACUCUUGUGGUCAUCUUGACCAGUUAUUUCGGCGGCCGCGAGGCAGCCAACCGGCCCAAGUGGAUUGCGUGGAGCGCCUGGUCCAUGACGCUGGGCGCUAGCAUCGUAACCCUUCCGCACUUCUUUAUUUCCUACAAGGCCAGCGGGAACGACACUGUCGCAGAGGUCUGCCAUCCUGAAACCUCGCUACAAUCUCAGAGAAAUUGGUAUGAACUGGAACCUGCUUGCCAAGGCAACAGUGGCAACAAUAUUGAGGGCUCGGCACUGUUUUUUCUCAUCCCUGGAAUGCUGCUGAUUGGAGCUGGGUCGACGGCUACAAUGACGCUCGGCAUAACCUACAUCGACGAUUUCGUGCGAAAGAAAGAAACACCGAUUAUGCUCGCCAUUGUCUACAGCACCACUGUCAUCGGACCAGCCCUCGGCUUUCUCAUUGGUGGCUUUUUCCUCAAGUACUAUGUGGACUUUGACACCACCAGUGGAUUGGAGACACCGGUAUCACCAUCUAGCCCCAGAUGGGUGGGUGCCUGGUGGCUGGGCUUCUUCUUCUUCGCCGGGGCUAUCUUGGUCACAGCGUUCCCGGUCUACGCCUUCCCGGCCAAGCUCAAGAGGCCGGCCGAGAAGGGCCAGGAUGGCAAGCCUGAACAGCCAGUAGAUGAAGAGGACGAUACUACCGUGCACAUGGCGUUCAGCGAUGUCUCCCUGGGAAAGAUCCCAGAGGCCAUCUGGGGUCUACUCAAGAACCCCGUGUACAUGAUGGUCAGUUUUGCGGCAGCCGCAGAAUUCAGUAUCAUCACCGGGUUUGUAAGGUUUGCGCCUAAGUUUAUCCAGUCACAGUUCCAACUGAAAGCUUCAACAGCAAAUCUUGUGACAGGCACCUUGAUACCAGUUGGGGCCCUCGGUGUGAUCCUAGGAGGCUUCAUCUUGAACCGCGUCAAGACAAAUCUGAUGGGUGUGGUCAACGUCUUGACCGUAGUCACCAUCCUCUCAGGGCUCAUGUACGGGCUCAUCUUCAUCCCGGGCCCGUGCCAAAACUUACUCAUGGCUGGGGUAACAACCCCGUAUCAUUACAAUGAUCCUGGUUGGCAGCAACCUCCUGACCCUUACAACAUCAAUCUGACCAGGCCCUGCAAUGCAGCCUGCCGGUGCAACCCGCGCAUCUACAGUCCUGUGUGUAGUGACAAGGGUGUGGCUUACUUCAACCCCUGCUUAGCUGGGUGCAAGGUUGAGGCUGCCAUGCUAUCAAGCGAUGAUGUUCAUCGCUUUGAAUAUUUCAACUGCAGCUGUGUGAAAGUCUACAAUGAGACCAACCACCCUGCAUCGACCAACGUCCAGCUGUUCAACAUUCCAGCGAGUGGCGAGGACGACCCACCGCACGGUCAUUUCAGUGCCGAUUAUGAAGCUACAACGGGCCUGUGUGAGCCAGACUGCCAGAAGCUUGUGUCGUUCCUCGCUUUGCUGCUGCUGGUUGUCUUCGUGUCUUCAACAGAGCAGAUGCCAGCUCUCAUGACACUUCUGCGAUGCGUGAAGCGGGAGGAGAGGCCCUUUGCAAUCGGUCUGCAGUUUGUUAUUCUGCGACUUUUUGGGUUCAUUCCGUCGCCGGUAUACUAUGGAGCUGUUAUUGACAGCACCUGUAUACUCUGGGAGAAGGGGUGCAGCGGCAGCGAUGGAGCAUGCCUGCAGUACGACAAUGGUAACUUCUUUUACCGCUAUCUGGGCCUCUCCACGCUGCUGAAGUGCAUCUCCAUCAUCAUGGCUGUGCUGAUCUGGCUGAUGGUCCGGAGAAUCCACUAUCGUGGGCCGGUCAUGACUCCCCUGCCUUCACCGGUGCCAACCGCUGCGUCGGAUGACUCCGGAGUUGGUGCUACCGAGAAUUCUGUGGAAAGCCAGGGGCACGGUCACCUGUCCAAUGACAUCUCAACACUUAGUCACUUCCGCUACCCCAACGAGGCUCCGGAAGGAGACAUGAAUUAGAGACAAACCCAAAAGUUGCACAAAGAAGGGAAGGAGAACUGAGAGAAUGCGGAUUUGAAAGACGGUUGCCUUCAAUCUUUAAAGAGGAGAACCACCUUCUACAUGUAUGUCUAACAGAAAGCAUUCAUACAUUGGAAGAGUACCCCAUAAUUUUAUCUUUUUUUUCUAUUAUCAUUAUAUAUGGUAUUUCAUUUUAUUCUGUUACAUUUUAAGAGUGUACUCCCGUAACUUCACAAAUAGCCUAUAAAUAUCAUUAAUAGUAAUGCUACCAAAGAAAUACCCAGAUUUUAACCAACGGAUUUAUCUUUCUUAAGUGCAUGGCUCAGGAAACACUUUCAACCAAUUUGGUGCCUAAGGUCAUGGCAUUUUAAAGCUGUCCGAAUUGUAAAUUUUAAUUUCUUUUUUUGACGGAAAGGGAAACAGACACAGCUAGAGAUGAAGUAUGAUUUAAUAUCUUGAGUAUGACUGAAUUUUUUUUCAUAAAAGAAGCCAAAUCCUGCUUCUUUGUCCUCUUGACAUCAAUCAGAUGACAUCAUCACUGAUUGGGAUAAUGUUGUUGGAUAUGGUUCUAUGAUGACCAGGUGGUCAUGCAUUUAAUCCUGAACGUUGAGGGCAGUGUUUCCCAUUUCGUGUGAUCAUUCAUUCCCAAAGUCUUUCAGAUUAACUGAAAUUACAGGGACUACAUUCCUAAAAGCAUAACAAAAUAGGUGUGUUUAUCAACGCUGUGCUUCAUGUUGCUUUACAUGUGAGUUAAAAAUGAAUAUAAAUGUAGAUUAGUUUCUUGGGUUGAUGCCCGAUUUAGAGGUGCACUUUUAGCCAGAGCAUAGGUUUUGAACCUUUGUGUGAUGUUCGUGCCAACACAGUGUGCAUGUAUUUCAAUGUGAAAUAUUUUAAUGUGAGUACUAUUUCAAAUAAUUCUUUCAAUGAAAAUGAAAUAAAUUUGUUGAAAAUGCAUACUGGUAUUUGAAAUUAUGUUUCCACACAUCAAGAAAGCGUGGCACCCCAAAUACAAAUUUCUAGUCUAAAUUUUUCAUUUACAGGAUUUAUCCCCAUGAAAUACAUGUAUCAAACAAAAAUCAUCUCCCAGCGAAGUGAACAGUAACAAAUUAAAUGAGAUUUUUUACAGCAUAAACCAAGUUUUAGAAG
Acanthaster planci (crown-of-thorns starfish) is the source of this 5762-nucleotide messenger RNA. Its product is annotated as solute carrier organic anion transporter family member 2A1-like. The record is from RefSeq and is a predicted model, not a curated record. Gene Ontology annotation, cellular component: basolateral plasma membrane. Gene Ontology annotation, biological process: sodium-independent organic anion transport; transmembrane transport. Gene Ontology annotation, molecular function: protein binding. Lineage: Eukaryota; Metazoa; Echinodermata; Asteroidea; Valvatida; Acanthasteridae.